This is a messenger RNA of Acyrthosiphon pisum (pea aphid), 1421 nucleotides long. RefSeq lists its product as uncharacterized. Bases 119 to 859 code for a protein of 246 amino acids. Lineage: Eukaryota; Metazoa; Arthropoda; Insecta; Hemiptera; Aphididae. The record is from RefSeq and is a predicted model, not a curated record. Gene Ontology annotation, biological process: multicellular organismal reproductive process. The transcript is spliced from 6 exons.
UAGUACAUAUUUUAUUUAUAGGACCACGCACUGCAUAGGACCAAGCCAUUUUUACAGCGAUCGUCAGACGAACCUGAAGCCGUCAUCGUAGAACUGCACCAGACAACAAGAAACAAAUAUGUUUUCCACAAAAUUUUUAAUCGCGUUCGCGCUUUACAGUCUGGUCUUGGACACCGCUUCGGGAAAACCGUUUGCUGAAGGACUGAUUGCGUGCAAGAGAAGCGACCCGAAAUUGGACGAAUGUCUGUUGAACAUCCUUAGACAGACUAAACCUCAGCUCAUGCAAGGUAACCCGGAACUGAAUCUACCGCCAUUGGACCCUGUACACAUCCCCAAGGUUUCGGUGUACAAGAACUUGCAAGACAUCCGGGUGACUGGACAGCUAUCCAACUUGACGGCUAAAGGCGCCAGUUUGAUUACUUUCAAAUCGUUAAAAGUAAAUUUGAAAGCAAAUACGUGGGACAUGGUCAUAGCGAUUCCCCUCGUCACGUUCGUCACGGACUUCGAUCUGAACGUCACGUUAAAAGUUAUUCCCAUGUCCGUCUUCGGAAAUGGACUGUGUGACGGAAAAAUCAGUCACAGCAUUGUUCGAUUUCACGCCAACACCGAAGUAAAAGACGGUAAAUUGAAGUUGAACGAUAUAAAAAUCAACCUGAACCUCGGCGACGUGGAAGUGCACAUCAUCAAAUCGCAAAACCCAGCAUUAGCGCAAACGACUUCACAGUUUUUCAACACGAACAAGCGCCUGGUUCUAGACUUGGUAACGCCGGUCGCCGAGGACGUGGUCCGACAGAUGUUGCUCCGGUUCGGUAACAGAAUUCUGUCCAAUGUGGAAAUCUCAGAUCUCUUGAUUGACUGAGCCGUCGACGUCUUCGUGCGAUAUAUCGGGACGGUUAUGUGUCAUAUAUACGUGCAACAGUCAUUAUUAUAUUAUCAUUAAGCACCUUCCUUGACCAAAAAAAGUACCGUGCUAAUAUAUGUAAUUAUAGACUAUUCGAUUGCCUAUUCGACCUAAAUCCUCCGACAUAUGCGAUCGAGUAGAUAUUAUCACGGGUAGUUGUAUCGCAAUUUAUUGUUUGUAUGAAUUGUAUGUGUCGCAAAAGCUGUAUAAUAACAAUAACUUAGUUAUAUUAUAAUAUUAUACGUCAAUUUUAGAAACGAAACUACCUAACGCGUUUCGCUGUAUAGUGCGUAUGUAUGCAGACUUACAGUAUACCUAUACAAUAAUAUUAUCAUUAGUACCGAUUAGGAACACUUAUCGUUGUACAGUGUUGUGGUAUAUUAAUAUUAAUACUAAUUAUGAAUUAAGUUUAUAUAUAUAUAUAUUUUUUUAGACUAUAUUUUUAACUGUAUUACAGAGAUUUAUUAUCAUAAUAUGUAACCCUUGUAAUUAAUUAUUUAUUAUAUGAUAUCUUGACAAU